AUGUUCAUUAUCUAUCUAUCUCUAUCUAUCUAUCUUUUUGAUCUUACUCUAUCUAUUUAUCUAUCUAUCUAUCUAUCUCUGUCUAUCUUUAUUUAUUUUUAUCUUACUCAGUAUGUUCAUUAUCUAUCUAUCUAUCUAUCAUCUAUCUAUCUAUCUAUCUAUCUAUCUAUCUCACUUUAUUUUGAUCUUACCCAGUAUUAUGUUCAUUAUCUAUCUAUCUAUCUAUCUAUCUAUCUAUCUAUCUAUCUAUCUCGCUUUAUUAUUUUGAUCUUUCCCAGUAUGUUCAUUAUCUAUCUAUCUAUCUAUCUAUCUAUCUAUCUAUUUUUAUCUCAUCUUAUUUUUGAUCUCCCAUAUGUUCAUUAUCUAUCUAUCUAUCUAUCUAUCUAUCUAUCUAUCUAUUUGAUCUUACCCAGUAUGUUCAUUAUUAUCUAUCUAUCUAUCUAUCUAUCUAUCAUCUAUCUAUCUAUCUAUCUAUCUAUUUAUUUUGAUCUUAUCCAUCUAUUUUAUCUAUCUAUCUAUCUAUCUAUCUAUCUCGCUUUUAUUUUUGAUCUUACUCUCGUUAUUUUUGAUCUUACUUUGAUCUUACCCGUUCAUUAUUAUCUAUCUAUCUGUCUAUCUAUCUAUUUCAUUUUAUUUUUUAUCUUACUCAGUAUGUUCAUUAUCUAUUCAUCAUUCAUCUAUCUAUCUAUCUAUCUAUCUAUCUAUCUAUUUGAGUCUAUUCUUUAA
This is a messenger RNA of Acanthosepion pharaonis, 726 nucleotides long. Lineage: Eukaryota; Metazoa; Mollusca; Cephalopoda; Sepiida; Sepiidae. The record is from the annotation of a GenBank genome assembly.